Molecule: messenger RNA, 1161 nt
Organism: Symbiodinium sp. CCMP2592
Lineage: Eukaryota; Dinophyceae; Suessiales; Symbiodiniaceae
Source: the annotation of a GenBank genome assembly
AUGGCACCGAAGAAUCCAGCAAAGGAGAAGCAGGGCAAAGGUGGCGGCAAAUCUGGCAAAGCAGAGGGACCGCUGCCGGCCACAUCUCAAGUACAGCUCGGGUUCCCCACGGAGGUGAUCACGGCCCUGCAAUCGAUACGGGAUCGAGCGACCUCCGAUCUACGCCUCGACGACUUUACGGUCGCAGAGGAUCGCACGCUGAUUCAGGCAGCGAAUCAACAAGCAUCUGCGAUCACCAGGGCGACCAAGCGCUUGGAAGCGAAUUCCAAGGCGAAAAUAGCUCUAGGCCAAGUCUUGGGACAAUGGCUCGACCGGAUCAACAAUGUGGGGACACGCAUCGAUGCGGACAUCCAGGACGCCACGGCGGCCUUGGAUGCUGCCUCCCAGGCUUGGGUUGGAAACGAGGAGCUCCGCAUUGCUGCCGAGCUGAGAGCGGCAGCCGCGGUGUCCGCCGGAAGUUCCGCGACCGUGCCGAUGCUGGGUGGACAGUUCGGCUUGCCAGAUGGUACAGGAGCAGGCCCCAUCGACCCCAACGCCGCGGCGGACAUGGCUUUUGGGGGAACAGGGAGCCUCAUGGAGGAUGUCCUUGUCGAUCCACUAUCCAGGCCGCCUGCUUCGCCUGGCCCUGGUCCUGGUCCUCCUGCAACAGCCUCGCUGGGUCGAGGUGGGCGCAGAAGAGGGCAACAGAUCCUGCAGCCUCCCCCCAGAAGAAGCGAGCCUCCUACAGUGGACAGCGCCGGGGUAGUCGACGAGCUCGCGGUUCCAUGGCACAGGACUGUCACGGGCAGGUCCCCCUUGGGCCACAAACCGGUGCCUUUCUCCCAGCUGGGAGAGGUCACCACCCAGCUGGAUACUGGAAGCGGCUUGCCAACACAAGGAGCUCCGGACACCGCGGAGCCGCCCGCAGCUGCACCCAUGCCUGCAGAAGUGAAGGACUCCGACCAAGGCGAAGCAGACUGGAUGGCGGCCCAACAAGCAUGGCUCCUGUCCUGGAUCGCGGUGGCGCAACGCCUUGUGGUACAAGGCCGAGAUUUGGUUGUUCGGGAUGUGCCGCGCUUCCCGGACAUGCGGCGACCGAAGAGGAGAUCCAGAGUUUCCAUGGCAUUGCGGAGUCUGUUUGGGAAACUCUGGUCGAGCAUGCGCAGAGCCCCGAUUGAGUGA